This is a messenger RNA of Eruca vesicaria subsp. sativa (arugula), 1519 nucleotides long. NCBI's taxonomy places the organism in Eukaryota, Viridiplantae, Streptophyta, Magnoliopsida, Brassicales, Brassicaceae. The record is from the annotation of a GenBank genome assembly.
CAAAAAAAUAUCACCGUCAACAUUCUCUUAUUGCGGACAAACAUUACAACAAGACGACAAAUUUCUCCCGAUUAUCUUCCUCCCAAGAGGGAAAUUUAUUACAAAAAUGAUUAUUCAAGAUUCGUUUCUCUCGUCUCCAUGAAUUGCUAGGACAAUAAUGGAGGCGCGUCCGGUUCAGAGAUCAGGUUCGAGAGAGCUUAUUAACCUCACUCACACUACUUCAAUACCUUCAGCACCAAAUCCUUCAUCUUCAGGAGCAGAAGAUUCUCAGUUAAUGUCUAAGCCAUUAGGACAACAAACCUACCAUUUACUUUCCUCCACUAACAAUGGAGCGGUUGGACAUAUAUGCUCUUCGUCAUCCUCUGGCUUCUCAACCAAUCUCCAUUACUCAUCUAUGGCCUCUCACGAGAAGCAACACUACGCUGGAAGCAGCGCUAACGAUAGUACUUCUUGGUGCCAUCAUGGAGAGUUGUUUCUUGAUUUUCCUGAGGCCAGCCAUGUUAAGGAGGAUGGUGUCAUUGGUUCUGCGUUUGAUGAUGACAUUCAGAAACGUAAUGAUUGGCAUGAAUGGGCUGAUCACUUGAUCACUGAUGAAGAUCCUUUACUAUCUACUAACUGGAAUGAUAUUCUGCUUGACACCACUUCCAAUUUAGAUUCAAAGGUUGUUCAAGUUCCACCGCAAGCCCAACAGAUUGUUCAGCAGCAACCUUCUCCCUCGGUGGAGCUGCGACCUGUCGGCACGAUAUCUUCAAAUAGUAAUAAUGGAACGGGAAAGGCACGUAUGCGUUGGACACCAGAGCUUCAUGAGGCUUUUGUUGAGGCUGUUAAUAGUCUUGGUGGCAGUGAAAGAGCUACUCCUAAAGGUGUGCUGAAGUUUAUGAAAGUUGAAGGCUUAACUAUAUAUCAUGUCAAAAGCCAUUUGCAGAAGUAUAGGACUGCUAGAUAUAGGCCAGAACCAUCAGAAUGUGGUUCUUCAGAGAAGAAGUUGACACCGCUUGAACAUAUAACAUCUCUUGACUUGAAAGGUGGGAUAGGUAUUACAGAGGCUCUGAGACUUCAGAUGGAAGUGCAGAAGCAACUCCAUGAGCAGCUAGAGAUUCAAAGAAACUUGCAACUCAGGAUAGAAGAACAAGGCAAGUACCUGCAGAAGAUGUUUGAGAAACAAAACUCGGGUCUCAGCAAAGGGACAGCAUCAACAUCAGAUACUCCAGCCAAAUCCGAAGAGGAAGACAAGAAAACAGAUGAUUCAAAGGAGCUCGCAUCAGAGGAGACAAGGAAUAGCCAAGAAGAGCCAGAAUCUUCUCAGGCAAAGCGCACCAAAACCGAUAAUUGAAAGUAUCUUUUUGCUAAGACUUUGUGUUUUGUUGAAUCAUUUUGGAGUUCCAGAGAGAUAUAAACUCAACUGUUUGACUAUUUUUUUCUGAUGGAAACACUCUCAACUCUGCUUUGUAGAAAGACAAUGGAUUCACAAAAAAAAAAAGAAACCAGAAAACAAAUAAAGUUAGUUCGGCAUACUUCG